Mytilus californianus (California mussel) is the source of this 432-nucleotide messenger RNA. RefSeq names its product apolipoprotein D-like. Bases 1 to 432 code for a protein of 143 amino acids. The record is from RefSeq and is a predicted model, not a curated record. The transcript is spliced from 4 exons. NCBI's taxonomy places the organism in Eukaryota, Metazoa, Mollusca, Bivalvia, Mytilida, Mytilidae.
AUGCUUGAUUUUAAUUUCAUUUCUAAAAUAUUAUUCCUUCUAUCUUUACUGGUACCGAUAUUUGGACAAGUAACACGACCAGGAGUGUGUCCGAAUGUUCGUACACAGCCUGGCUUUGAUUUAAACAGGCAACCGAAGACAACCACUGUAUUACAUGUAACUGGUUAUGAACAGCGCAUGAAGAAUGGGGAGGGUACCGGACAGGUACGUUCGAUUGAUGGAACAGCUAUUAGUACCAGUGCCUUAGAACCAGGAAGACUUGUUGUUCAGUUUACUCCGUUUACACCACCAGGACAGUAUUGGGUUUUAGACACUGAUUACGUAAACUAUUCCGUGGUAUACUCCUGCAGACAACAAGGCCUUCAAAAGAUAGGUAAAUAUAGUUUAGAAAUACAGAACAAUUUACGAUUACAAACAUCAUCAAUUAGUUAA